GGGCUGGCGGGGCCCGGGGAGGGGCCAGGCGGCGGUCACUCCUCCCGGGCCCCGGGGCGGCGGCGCUGGCGCUCGAGGAGGCUCUGGCGGGCCGGCGGGGCGCUCCGCAGCCAUGAAGGGGCCCUGGGCCGUCCGUUGGCUGAUACUUACCUCUGUUGCCGGAUCACUGUUCAGAGGCGACAGUGCUCAGGUCACCGAUGUCAACUCCAAGGUGUUGAAAUUGAGUAAGAACGCUACCGAAGGGGAGCCUGGAUGCGAGGAAGGUCUGCAUCGUGGGAGCAAGUUCUGCUGUCUGCCAUGCCCUCCUGGCACACGAAAAGCUGCCGACUGUGAAGAAGAUGGGGGUAGACCAUCCUGUAUACCCUGUGAAGAAGGGAAGGACUACACAGACAGGAGCCAUUUUUCUCCCAGAUGCAGAAGAUGUAGAAUUUGUGAUGGAGAGCAUGGCUUAGAAGUGGAAAAAACCUGUACCCGGACCCAGAAUACCAAGUGCAGAUGUAAAUCAAACUUUUUUUGUAACGUCUCUCUGUGUGAACACUGUAACCCGUGCAUGAUGUGUGAACAUGGAAUCCUUGAGAAUUGCACACCAACCAGCAACACCAAAUGUAAACAAGGAUCCAGCUCCAAACUUCUGUGGCUUUGUGCCCUGCUCCUGAUUCCACCGUCCGCACUAGUAUGUUGCUGUGUGUUGAAAAAGUACAGGAAUACGAAGAAUGGCCGCCGGGAAUCUACAGUCUCAAUUACUGAGAGUAUGCCGAUGAAUUUCACAGACAUCGACUUGAGCAAAUACAUCAGUAGCAUUGCCGAACAAAUGAAAAUAACUCAAGUCAGAGAAUUUGUCCGGAAGAACGGUAUCAACGAAGCCAAAAUAGACGAGAUCAAGAACGACAACCUCCAAGACACAGCUGAACAGAAAGUCCAGCUGCUCCGGAAUUGGUACCAGCUCCACGGGAGGAAGGGCGCAUAUUACGCUCUGAUGAAAGGUCUCAGGAAAGCCAAUCUCUGCGCUCUUGCCGAGAAAAUUGAAGAUAUGGUCCAGAAGGACAGUGCGGGCUAACUUGAGAAUGGCAACUGCACACACGAAAAUAAAAGACAAAGCCUGGCUGAAUGUGAAAAACAACUCAGUUCUGAGUAUCUACUAAUCCAUAGAGAACAAAAUGAGAGUCGGAAUGAGUUCUUAAUCGCUGUUGACCAUCCACACCGUUUGCGUGUUUACAGGGCGUGUUUACUUUUUCAUUCGUUAGGUUCUAGAGCUAAUAUAUUUACGGGUUUGGAGGGUCUCAUGAUUCUGACUUGAAGGACAUUGGGAAGACAGAGCCGGUUCAAAGUAAAUAUAGUAGCAUGGCUUGUGUACAAGUGUGUGUGCAGAGGAGAAAAGAUUGGGAACACACUCUCGGGUCUAAACUCGAGGGUGUGGGUGUGAAUAGCAUCCGUGCAUGUGAAUGCAAAUGUCUAUCCCUAGGUUGAUUCCCCUCCAUAAAUCAAUAGAAGCUAUGAGUUUGUUGCGAUGUCACAAUCACUGAAAAGACCACUUCGCCUGUACCUUUAUCUCCGUACUGACUCUAGAGAUCCUAUUGUUUUGUAAACUUUCCACUCCAAGAAGAAUAUUUGAGGAAAGUUUGCAUGUGCUCUGAAUGUUUCUAUCUCAAAUAUCUUUGUACAGGUGACUGGCAUUUCCUUGUGAGGUAUUUCCAUGUUGAAUUCACACAGAAAAUGCAGACUGGAUGAUAACGCUUGGAUAUUUCCUAUUCGUCCGUACGCCAUUUUUCUGGAUCGGGAUAACUCACUCACUUCUCAGGUGUCGAAAUGUUUUCAUCCAGGAAGGACUACUGGAGCUUUGUUGCCUGUCCAUUCUCUGCCUGAUUGGCCUUGUUGGCCAACACGCUCUCCAACCCAGAAGUGCGGCCUAAGAAACCCUUAAUGAUCCGCUAAAAGCCGCUUAAUGAUCUAUCUGCCCAUAGAAACUUCUGGCCUGCUUUGGAGAGACUAACUGCUGUUACAGAAGGUGGCGUUGUGGUCUUUCAAGGACCCACGUCUACCACCGAAGAUGGCAAUGUAGAUUCCUAUCUUGUCCUGUUCCUCAAAAAAUGCUCAGUAAGGCUGCACGUGUCCUCUCUGGCGACAAACCUACAGACGCAGCUCAGACACAGAAAAAGGGUGAAAUCAUCCUCAGGUUUUAGGAAGGCUCUUGUUACUCCCUGCAGCUUCUGAGACAAAGAAGCCCCCCUCCCCGCUGCUCCUUCCUUUUACCUGUAAACACUUCUGAAAGUUUGUGUUAAAUAUGAAUUUUAAUAAACGCUAUUUAUAUGUAGGUAGAUGUAAAUCGAAGAUAGUGAUAAACCGAAGCAGAGAGUUACAACCACCUAAAACGCUUCCAUUGGCAAAAGAUCUUUUUUUCUUAUGUUUGGAAACAUAAAAUAUUUCAUUAAAAUCCUGUUUUGGGCA
This is a messenger RNA of Leopardus geoffroyi (Geoffroy's cat), 2445 nucleotides long. It is a transcript of the gene FAS, whose product is annotated as Fas cell surface death receptor. Gene Ontology annotation, cellular component: membrane raft; CD95 death-inducing signaling complex; external side of plasma membrane. The record is from RefSeq and is a predicted model, not a curated record. NCBI's taxonomy places the organism in Eukaryota, Metazoa, Chordata, Mammalia, Carnivora, Felidae. Gene Ontology annotation, molecular function: protein binding; tumor necrosis factor receptor activity. Bases 113 to 1057 code for a protein of 314 amino acids. The transcript is spliced from 9 exons. Gene Ontology annotation, biological process: extrinsic apoptotic signaling pathway in absence of ligand; activation-induced cell death of T cells; regulation of stress-activated MAPK cascade.